GAUUUCUCAUCAAAAUAAAAAAUAUUCUUUCUACACACUCACUCUCAAAAAUGGCAGAUUUAACCAACAGUUACCCACCAAAUGGAAAUGCUAUAUAUCCUCCUCCUCCACCGCCGCCGGUCGCUUAUGGUGUUUCAAUUAUAGGCCCUCAAUUCUGUGCUCAUACUUAUCCCAUUGAACUUGCAAUUGUGAGAAAGGUUUUAACCAUAACUGAUGGAGACUUUGUUGUGGAAGACAUCAAUGGCAACCUCCUUUUUAAAGUGAAAGGCGCCUUUUUAUCACUUCAUGUUCGCCGUGUUCUACUUGACUCAGCUGGAAAUCCCAUCGUCACUCUGCAGAGAAAGAUAAUGACAGCCCAUGAUAGAUGGCAAGUUUUCAGAGGAGAAAGUACAGAACCCAGUGAUCUGAUCUUUACUGCGAAACGAUCUUCAAUGUUUCAAUUAAAGACUAAGGUAGAUGUGUUCCUAGCAAACAAUACAAAGGAGGAGGUUUGUGAUUUCAAGAUCAAAGGAAGUUGGCUAGAUCGAUCCUGUGUUAUUUAUGCAGGAGACUCCUCCACAGUUGUUGCACAAAUGCACAAGAAGCACAGUGUUGAAAGCGUACUGCUUGGAAAAGACAAGUUCAUGGUGAUAGUCUAUCCUAACAUGGACUACGCAUUCAUAAUGUCUCUUAUUGUGAUUCUUGAUGCAAUGAACACUGAAUCCGGCGGUGGUUUGGGUGGUGGCUCUGACAUCGAUACCAUCGUUGAUAUUGAAUUCUGAUUUUCUUUUCACUAUCAUUUGUAAAAAGAUAUUCUACUUUUUGUCCAUAACUUGACUUUCUGAGGUUUUAGUUGUUGCUUGUCAAGUUCUCCAUGUCUACUAGUGAUCUUUUUUAUAGUAGCCCAAACUAUGUCAAAACUAUUAGAUAAUUAGCGGUUGAAAUAAGGAAGAAGGACCGGCCCAAAGGUCUAUUAUACUAAUAAUAUGGAAUAUUGCAAUUUACUUAUUUAAUAUUUCAAAUAGGAGUACUGAAUUUUAAAGUC
This is a messenger RNA of Mangifera indica (mango), 1024 nucleotides long. RefSeq names its product protein LURP-one-related 10-like. The transcript is spliced from 3 exons. The record is from RefSeq and is a predicted model, not a curated record. The coding region runs from base 51 to 761 and encodes 236 amino acids. NCBI's taxonomy places the organism in Eukaryota, Viridiplantae, Streptophyta, Magnoliopsida, Sapindales, Anacardiaceae.